AUCGUCCGCGAUCGCCGGCGCCUUCAGUGAUUUCUCUUGAUUCCUCUCGCAAUCGCUGGUUGCUCGUUGCGUACCAGCAACUCUCGCGGGCUUAUCCCCUGUUUUUCAUCCCCCCAAAACAAAACCCUCUCCCGAUGGAACGACCGUUGGAGACCGCGCUUUGGUGACUGCGCUGGCCGUGGUUGAGUAUUGUGCUGAGCAGUCGCGCGUUGAACUUGAACCAGAAAAGAGCUACACCAUUCAGCAAGCAAACCCCGAAAGUCAGUGAUCGCCAAUUGGAGAGCAGUGAACCUGAACAGCCACAAAGAAGAUGCUACGAUUCACGCACGCACUGUUGCUGUUCGUAGCCAUGGUGGCGCUCGUUGCCGCAGGGCCUACCGUAAGAAAGGACGAGACAGCCAACGCCAUUACGACUGUUGCGGUGCCUCCAGCACCGGAAACGAAACCCCCUGCUAGUGAAGAACCCGCGCCGGGAGAAAACAUUCAAUCUCCCGUGAAGCUUUCGAUUAGCAAUGAUGAACCAGCGAACGAUGCCACCAGCACCGCCGCUAGUGAAACCAAGCCAACGGACAGCGAAUCCACAACGUCGGUGCCUACAACUUCAGCUUCGACUACGGCCGCGAGCGACUCUUCAACAGUUUCGACGACGUCUUCCACCACGACGAAAGCCCCGAGCACUGCAGCGGUCAGCGGUGAACCGACCGUCCCCACGACGAAGCCUCCCCGCAAAGUGAUCACGUUCGAUCAGCGCCAGGAAGGCAAAUACAACAUUCGUGCCGAUUUGGAAAACUUUGUAAUCGUGGUCGUCCCGUCCGGCUCGUCCUCCGGUGCAUCUCUGCUGGAUCUGUUGACCCGCUCGGCCCACAAGAAGGACGCACACCAAACCCGCAAGGCGUCGCACAAGCGCAAAAACAACAAGGCCCACGGUGCCCACAGGAAGAUCGCCCAGGUAACGCCCGAGGUGAUCGUGCUGGACGAGAACAGCCAGCGGUCGGCGCAGCUCGAAACGGAGGAGUUCAUCGAGGGCCGCACACCGUACAAGGUGGAUCUGUCGAGCAGUGCGCGCAGCGUUGAUGGAGACGACGCGGGUCCGCUCGGUGCGCCAGGGCGCAAAGCAUCGUUCGCGUUCAGUGUGGAGCCGGCGUCGUCGAGCCGCUUGGUUCGCUUCCCGGCCGCGUCAGGUAACUAUCCCCAUCCGCAUGGGAACGGGCGGGCCCUGCGGGUCGGCGGGUACCCUAACACUAACACCCUGCUAGUAGCCGCCGGUAGUAGUAGUGCCACUAACAACCACAUCCUUCCUGGUGACGGGGACAACAAUCCACCACGGGACGGAACCAACUCCCUGCUACUGCUUCGCCGGAGCUACGACGCUGCCGGACACGCGACCGAACCGGACCGGGACGGUAUCGACGGUGACAACGGGCUGGCCGUCUAUUCUCACCAUCCUCCUCCACCUUCCUCCCUCGACAGCCUAGAGUACGAGCCGGUGCGCUCCGAUGUCGACAUGACGCAGCUGCAGCUACAGCCGGACAGCGAAUACCGCUACGACGAUCUGGAGCAGAACGAUGAGGCCGACACACUGGACGGCGACUGGGACGAGCUGCGGCUACUCGGCGCACAGGAGCAGUGUGGCCCGGACCGGAAGCGGGACAGCUACGGCGUCUGUCAGUUUGUGCAGCCGUGAUCGUGGCAGACAUUUUAGUAGUGAUUAGUUCGUAGGUUAAGUGUGGUUCUGAGAGGGACCGACAGAAAGGAUCGAUGAUCUCCCGCAGCUCGAGCGACUGGCGAGCUUUGUCGGGGAGCUUUUGCGCUAGAAGAAACCCCAACACUUCUUCUGCUGUUUAUUUAUUGAUGCCAUUGUGCCAAAUAAAAGCCAUAUUCUACUCGA
Molecule: messenger RNA, 1888 nt
Organism: Anopheles stephensi (Asian malaria mosquito)
Lineage: Eukaryota; Metazoa; Arthropoda; Insecta; Diptera; Culicidae
Product: cell wall protein DAN4
Exons: 1
Coding region: 311-1684 (457 amino acids)
Source: RefSeq, a predicted model, not a curated record